Messenger RNA from Plasmodium berghei ANKA, 252 nucleotides. RefSeq names its product Sec61-gamma subunit of protein translocation complex, putative. Gene Ontology annotation, molecular function: transmembrane protein transporter activity. Gene Ontology annotation, cellular component: membrane; Ssh1 translocon complex. Bases 1 to 252 code for a protein of 83 amino acids. Gene Ontology annotation, biological process: post-translational protein targeting to membrane, translocation; protein targeting. The record is from RefSeq and is a predicted model, not a curated record. The transcript has a single exon. NCBI's taxonomy places the organism in Eukaryota, Apicomplexa, Aconoidasida, Haemosporida, Plasmodiidae.
AUGUUGAACAACGUUAAAAUUCCCGAAUUCGUAACCGAUGAAGAGCACCCGAUUGGAUAUAUUGUAACCAGCAUUCAUGAUUUUGUAAAUGAUAGUGUUAGAUUAGUAAGAAAAUGUACAAAACCAAGUAAAAAGGAAUAUACAAAUAUUGUAUGUGCUUGUACGAUUGGAUUUUUAAUUAUGGGACUUAUUGGAUAUACAAUCAAAUUAGUAUUUAUUCCGAUCAAUAAUAUAUUUGUUGGCUCCUACUAA